AUGAUUACUUCUGACAAAGACAUCCCCAAAUUGCUUGGAACGCCAACAAAGCAGGUCGAAUGGGCUAAGAAGCCGGUGGCUGAGCACCUAUGCAGUACUGCGAAGCGUGUUUACAAUCCUCCUAUGCAGGGAUUGUUUAGCAAGACCCUGUUUAUUACCUUGGCAGAUGACUGCGAGACGGUCAUUCAAUUUCGCACUGAAAGGCUCGACAUCAAUGGGUUUCUUACUGCAAAGGGCGAGUUAAAUGCAUAUGUUCUCGGACGCUAA
This is a messenger RNA of Talaromyces rugulosus, 267 nucleotides long. RefSeq lists its product as uncharacterized. The record is from RefSeq and is a predicted model, not a curated record. Bases 1 to 267 code for a protein of 88 amino acids. The transcript has a single exon. Lineage: Eukaryota; Fungi; Ascomycota; Eurotiomycetes; Eurotiales; Trichocomaceae.